AUGGAAUUUGCACGCAUUCUUCUCGUUUUGACGGCAUUGGCCGUCAUUGGUAAUGAAGCAACACCAUUUAGGUUCCCAUUAAGAAUUCCAACUUCCUUUAGUUCAUGGUUACCGUUUACCUUCAACAUCACUAAGGAUAACACAGAUUUGGGUUCGGUUACCUUAAACAUCAAACCAAGAUUGGGAGGAGAAAUUCAGACAACCAAAGUAAAACGAGAAGUCCCAGCUGGAGUAACGAGAUUGGAUGAAAAGAUCGGCCGUCUUAACAGCAAAGAAAAUCGUUUGUUUGCCCCGCUUACAGAAAGGUGGGAAUUGGGAAUACCUUCCGGAGCUAGCCUUUCAGCUGGAGCUAUUGCAUCUUUGGCCGGGAUUAUAUGGACUGUUAUUGCAAAAAAUAUAGAGUAUAAGAAGGAACACGGAGAACUUAACGGCAAAGAUCCAAAAGACGGAGGAAAAACGAAGGAAACAGUACAUAUCGCCCCGCCCGCUUCUUCUUAUGGAUCAUACAAUGUUCCAUCGUACGGUUCUGACUACAGUCUUCCACCUCAUAAGAAACCGGAAAAAGGAUUCGAUGCCUUUUUCAAAGGAUCUAAAGGCAUCAAAGAAAUGCAAGCACAAGCCAUAAAAGGGCUUUCUAGGCUUGUAGGUCUGAAGGACUUGAAUAAGUUACUACACCCAGAUCAGAAACCCAAAAAAUUUAAAAUGAAGAAAAGACCUAUGGAACAGCAAUACUACGAACAACCUGUAUACCACCAACCUUCCUACACCCCACAAGAAUAUUUGCCACAGCCGCAAUACGAACCUUACCCAGCAUACGCCCCUCCUCCAGAAGCUCCGGCUUAUGCUCCCCCCUCAGAAUAUGUACCAGCUCCUGUUUACAAUCCAGCACCUGAACCAGCUCCUAUGUACGCACCUGAACCAGCCCCAGUCUACGCCCCUGCACCUGAACCAGCGCAUGCUUAUGCACGUGAGCAAGCUCCCGCACCUGAACCAGUACCGGUGUACGCUCCUCCUCCAGCUGAGGCCACUGCUGAAAUCAACGCCCUAGUUUCUCCACCGCACGAACCGCCUGCACAAUAUUCUCCCACAAAUAAUUUCCCCAAUACAUUUCCUAUGAUCGCACCUUCUUCGCGAGAAAUCUCUUCACAAAGUAACGCUCAAACAUGGAACGAAACUCCCGAUCCAGCUCACCAACCCGAUGUAUCUUCCCUUGAACAGAAGCAACCCGCAUCUGAUCCUGCCUCAGUUCCAGUUGCACUAUUUCAUAUGAUCCCUACGCAAACCGCGCCAACAUUCAUUUCGAUUCAAACUAGCGGUUUCUUGCCAAUAUACCCUUCUCCUGUUGAUCCCUUACCUUUUAUGCCAUCAGCUAAUCACGAAGAAACGGCACAAUGGCCAGCAACAGCCGGUGACGUACCUUCAUUUGGUGUUCCUCCUUCAUUAACACCUUUGUCUCCUCAUCCUCCCAGAAGCGCACGAAUUGAAGAUUCCGAACCCGUAGAUCCAACUCUAUCCGUGACCGAAGUUAGUAACUUGGAGGUUAGCGAGCCAUCUGACGAUACCGAGGUUGAUGAGUUGAUGCAAUCCGAAGCGGAAGAUAGUCUUGAGCCAGCUGAGCCCUGGACAACUCCUGCAUCCAUUGUUAGCAACAGCUCAAGCUCUUCUAUGUAACUUAACGUAAAUCUUAUUAGAUCCAUGACUCUGAAAACUGCAAAAAAUAAGUAAUUAUUAAGUUAUUUAUUCUAUUUGCAAUUAAGAGUUAGAGCACCUUACAAUCUUAGCAGUUUCAUGUGUUUGGCUGGGCUUCCAAUACAUCUAAUAUGCAAAGAAAA
Daphnia carinata is the source of this 1832-nucleotide messenger RNA. Its product is annotated as adhesive plaque matrix protein-like. The record is from RefSeq and is a predicted model, not a curated record. NCBI's taxonomy places the organism in Eukaryota, Metazoa, Arthropoda, Branchiopoda, Diplostraca, Daphniidae. The coding region runs from base 1 to 1671 and encodes 556 amino acids. The transcript has 3 exons.